Cladocopium goreaui is the source of this 516-nucleotide messenger RNA. The record is from the annotation of a GenBank genome assembly. Lineage: Eukaryota; Dinophyceae; Suessiales; Symbiodiniaceae.
AUGAAGUUUCUGUUGACCUUUGUGACCCUGGCCUUGGCAGCUGCUGAGACAGUGGACUCCACUUUGGAGGCUCUUGAGGCGGAUGAUUCAUGUGCAGCCGGGGGAGACUGCAGCCUGGAACUGAACCAGCUUCGUGGCAUGAAGGACGUGAACUACCAUGAUGCUUUGAUGGAAGAGGACGAAGAUGAGGAAGCCAAUGUGGAAGGUGGCGCAUGCACCAACAGCAAGGACCUGAACUUCUGGAAGAAAAGCGGAAGGAAGAGCUUCGACCCUUCACUGAACCAGUGCGGCCGUUCCUGCGCUGCAGGCUUCGCUUGCACCAAGAGCUGCAUGCAGGGAAAGGGUUACUCCGAUGGUUGUGCUAGCUGCAUGGCCAAAUUGGUGGAGUGCUCCCGUGACAAGUGCAUUGGUUCAUGCAUCAGCAACGACAAGAGCGCUGCCUGCACUGGUUGUGUGAAGAGAGGCUGCCGUCCAGGCAUGAAGGCUUGCAGUGGCCUGAAUGCUGGCGGCCACUGA